Messenger RNA from Brassica rapa (field mustard), 2220 nucleotides. RefSeq names its product retrovirus-related Pol polyprotein from transposon RE1. The record is from RefSeq and is a predicted model, not a curated record. Lineage: Eukaryota; Viridiplantae; Streptophyta; Magnoliopsida; Brassicales; Brassicaceae.
GAAGAUGAGCUGGCCCAGUUUGCUUUGUUUGUAGAAGGGAUGGUUCAGUUUGCAUUCUUUGCAGGAACAGAUCCAGUCAACUUCGAGGAGGCCAUCCAAAGUGAAAACUGGAAACGAGCCAUGGAUUCCGAGAUAAACUCAAUAGAGAAGAACGACACCUGGACUCUAACUGAUCUGCCACAAGGAGCCAAGAGCAUAGGAGUCAAAUGGGUGUUCAAAACCAAGUUGAAUCAACAUGGAGAGGUUGAGAAGUACAAAGCCAGGCUCGUAGCAAAAGGUUAUGCUCAAGAACAUGGAAUCGAUUAUGAAGAGGUUUAUGCUCCUGUUGCACGAUUGGAUACAGUCAGAAUGAUCUUAGCUCUAUCAGCUCAGAGGGGUUGGACAGUCUAUCAGCUGGACGUGAAGUCAGCGUUUCUGCAAGGAGAACUAACAGAAGAGGUCUUUGUUGAGCAACCAAAGGGGUAUGAACGGAGGAACGCAGAGAGUAAAGUCCUCAAGCUUCGUAAAGCUCUUUACGGUCUCAAGCAGGCACCAAGAGCCUGGUUCAGCAGGAUAGACUCUUAUUUUCGAAAGAUGGGGUUUGAGAAGGACGCAAGUGAGCAAACGCUGUUUACCAAAACUAAUGAACAAGGUAACACUCUCAUCAUUAGCUUGUAUGUUGAUGACUUGAUAUACACUGGGAGUGAUGAAACGAUGAUGAGAAAGUUCAAGGAAUCAAUGAUGAGAGAGUUUGAUAUGUCAGACUUGGGGGAGAUGAGGUAUUUUCUUGGCCUUGAAGUGAUGCAGGUUGAUGGAGGAAUAUUUGUAAGCCAGAAGAAGUAUGUGAAUGAAGUGCUGAAGAGGUUUGGAAUGGAAGAGAGUAACUCAGUUUUGAAUCCAAUCAUUCCUGGAUUCAAAAUUCAUAAAGACGACGACGGCGUGAGAGUUGACGAAUCACUCUACAAGCAGCUGGUUGGAAGCCUAAUGUAUUUGACUGCAACAAGGCCGGAUGUGAUGUAUGCUGUGAGUCUCAUCAGUAGGUACAUGUCGAAACCCACUGAACUUCAUCUUACUGCAGCCAAGAGAAUUCUCAGAUACCUUCAAGGAACGACUGCAUUUGGAAUCUUCUAUCAGAAGAAAGGGAAUUCAGAGCUUAUUGGGUUCACAGACAGUGAUUAUGCAGGGUUUAGGGGAACGAUGAUGGACAUAACGAAGCUGAAGCCUCCACAGAUUACUUUCUACUGCUCAGCGUUAUCUGUCUUCAUCACGGUUCUGUUGACGUUACAGCUCGUGUCUCAGCAUCUCUCUCACUGGAAGAACCCUAAGGAGCAAAAGGCUAUACUCAUUAUUGUCCUCAUGGCUCCUAUCUACGCCGUUGUUUCCUUUGUUGGUUUGUUAGAUGUAAAAGGAAGUGAAAUCUUCUUUCUCUUCCUAGAAUCCAUCAAAGAAUGCUACGAAGCACUCGUCAUUGCGAAGUUCUUGGCGUUGAUGUAUAGUUACUUGAACAUAUCUAUCAGCAAAAACAUUGUCCCUGAUGGUAUCAAAGGAAGAGAGAUUCACCAUUCUUUCCCCAUGACUUUCUUCCAGCCUCAUGUAGUGCGUCUGGAUCAUCGAACUCUGAGACUUUUGAAAUACUGGACAUGGCAAUUUGUGGUGAUCAGGCCCGUGUGCUCCAUCUUGAUGAUAGCUUUACAGAUCAUCGGUUUUUAUCCUUCUUGGCUGAGCUGGACAUUCACUAUAGUUCUCAACCUCUCGGUCUCUCUGGCGCUCUAUUCGCUUGUGGUUUUCUACCAUGUGUUUGCUAAGGAGCUUGCUCCUCAUAAUCCACUCGCAAAGUUCCUCUGCAUCAAAGGGAUUGUCUUCUUCUGCUUCUGGCAGGGAAUAGCGCUAGACAUUCUGGUGGCAGUGGGAGUGAUCAAGUCCCAUCAUUUCUGGCUUGAGGUAGAGCAAAUCCAGGAGGCUAUUCAGAAUGUGUUGGUAUGUUUAGAGAUGGUCAUCUUCGCUGCGGUUCAGAAGAAUGCUUAUCAUGUUGGUCCUUAUAGCGGGGAGACCAAGAAGAAACUCGAUAAAAAGACUGAAUGAUCUUGUCUCCGGUUAGAACGGGAAGCGUACUGUUUUUUGUUUAGCUGUCUUGGGGACUUUGAAACUCUUGCUUGUCAUGAUUGGGGAAUAAGAGACAAAAAAAAAUAAUGUUUUGAGAACAAUGUUAAUUAAACUACUACUAUACACUCUUAUUAUCAA